CAUAGCUAAUAAUAUAACCUGCAAUUCACAAGGUAUAAUUAAGUCCACAUGUGAAAUACAAGGUCCAACAUUAGAGAUGAAACUCAUCUGAGAUCCCAACCUCGAUAAACCAUGAAUGGCAUGCCGGCCAACAAAACUUAGUAUUGUCUCCCUUGAUUUUAGUUAAGAAACACACACAUACAAACGUACGUUAACAUUAUCUAAAUGAAAUUCGGAAAGGAAUUUACUUCUCAGAUGGUGCCUGAAUGGGAGGAAGCUUACAUGAACUACAAUUACCUCAAGACAAUCUUGAAAGAAAUCUCGACUUUCAGGCGACGGAGGCAGCAGAACCAGACACCUCCACCGCAUUUCUCGUCACCUAAAACAUACGUCUUGAAAAGGAGAUCUUUUUACAGAGCUUUUAGUGGAUUGACGAAUCGAUAUAACAAUGAGGACGAAGCAUAUAACAACGAGGACGAAGCGAUUCUUGCGAGUGAAACAGAGCUGGAAGAACAACCAGCGGAGUGUCGGAGUCACCAAACUCAUGUGUUUCACCGGUCAUCGGAGGAAGGAGCAGAGAAUGAAGUUGUGUUCUUCAAAGUACUUGAUGAUGAAUUUAAAAAUGUGAACAGUUUCUAUAGAGGCAAGGUGGAGGAGGUAGUGAUGGAGGCUGAGGAAUUGAACAAACAAAUGGAUGCUCUCGUUGCUCUUCGAGUCAAAAUCAAUGAUCCCCAUUUUCAGACUUCAUCUACACCAUUCAACUCAGGUCCAUCGCCAUUGGAGGAGAUUGACGAACUUGAAGAAAGACCAGAAAGGGAACAUAAUAAGAUGGUUUCCUUAGAAAUUCUAAAUAGCGUAAAGAUCAAUGUCAUACAAGAAUCUGCCAUAUCCACCUUGAAAAACAUUUUAAUUGGCACAAAAUCCGACUUAUCAUUCACCAAAGAAGAACUCAGAAAUGCACAGACGAAACUGAGACAGGCUUUUGUAGAGUUCCACCGAAAGCUUCGCCUUCUGAAAAGCUACUCUUUCUUGAAUCAAUUGGCCUUCUCCAAGAUCAUGAAGAAGUACGAUAAGAUCACAUCAAGAAACGCCUCAAAAACUUAUCUACAAAUGGUUGAGAAUUCUUCUUUCGGCCAAUCUGAUGAUGUUGUGAAACUCAUGGAGAGAGUAGAAGCAGCGUUCAUAAAACACUUUUCCAAUGCAAAUCGGCGUCAAGGAAUGAGAGACCUGAGGCCAAGAUCUAAAAGAGACAAACAUCGAAUAACAUUUUUUAUUGGUUGUUUUUUUGGAUGCUCGAUAGCACUUGCAGUGGCAGUUUCCUUAACGAUACACAUUAGAGAACUUCUCAUAAGUGAAGGGCGUGACCAAUACAUGACCAACAUAUUUCCAUUAUACAGUUUGUUCGCAUACAUCAUAUUACAUAUGCUAAUGUUUGCUGUAACUGUAUACUUUUGGAAACGUUUUCGUGUCAAUUACGCCUUCAUUUUCGGAUUCAAGCCAAAUACAGAAUUGGGUUAUAAAGAAAUCCUACUUCUCACAUCUGGUUUAUCAGUACUCACUCUUGCAGCAGUGCUCUCGAAUCUUGAAAUGGAAAUGGACGAAAGAACUCAAAGUUUCAAAGCCAUCACAGAACUUGUCCCUCUAGGAUUGGUGAUUGUUGUACUUGCGAUAACAUUUUGUCCGUUUAACAUCAUUUAUCGAACAAACCGGUUCUUCUUCAUCACGUGUAUAUGGCGCUGUGUUUUUGCUCCUCUUUAUGAGGUCACUUUCCCCGACUUCUUUUUGGCUGAUCAGUUAACCAGUCAGGUUCAGUUACUCAGGAUUUUGGAAUUCUAUGUAUGCUACUACGGUUUUGGAGACUUCAAGAGGAGAUCAAAUACAUGUACCCAAAGUGAUGUCUAUCAGAUUCUUUUUAUAUUAGUCGCGGUUGUCCCUUACUGGUUUCGCUUUCUACAGUGUGUUCGACGAGUGUGUGAACAGAAAGAGUACAAUCAAACCGCAAAUGCACUAAAGUACUUGUCGACAAUUCUUGCUGUUAUUACAAGGACGAUUUAUGUUCAAAAUAGAGGAAUGAGUAUGAGAAUCAUUGCUGCAACAAGUUCAGGUGUCGCUACAAUUUUCAACACCUACUGGGAUAUCGCGAAGGACUGGGGUCUUCUUUGUAGGAACUCCAAGAACCCGUGGUUAAGAGAUAGACUCAUUAUAUCAAAUAAAUCAGUCUACUUUGUAGCAAUGGUAUUAAAUGUGAUACUAAGACUUGCGUGGAUGCAAACGGUGUUGGAUUUCCAUGAAGCUCCUGCACUGCAUCGAAGCAUGGGAAAUUUCGAGCUUUUAAGUCAGUGCCGUUGCCUUUUAGCUACGAGGAUGGAGACAAGGAACUAUGAUUUAUUAUGGAGAAAAACCAAAGUGUUUGUAGCCUAA
Molecule: messenger RNA, 2400 nt
Organism: Lactuca virosa
Lineage: Eukaryota; Viridiplantae; Streptophyta; Magnoliopsida; Asterales; Asteraceae
Source: the annotation of a GenBank genome assembly